Messenger RNA from Drosophila sechellia, 2630 nucleotides. RefSeq names its product oligopeptidase A. Gene Ontology annotation, molecular function: metalloendopeptidase activity. NCBI's taxonomy places the organism in Eukaryota, Metazoa, Arthropoda, Insecta, Diptera, Drosophilidae. Bases 122 to 2314 code for a protein of 730 amino acids. The transcript is spliced from 2 exons. Gene Ontology annotation, biological process: proteolysis. The record is from RefSeq and is a predicted model, not a curated record.
CUGUCACUUGCUUUUUGGUCCAGGCGUGUUGUGUAAACGCUGGUGCCCAUUUCAGAAUUCCAAAUUCCGGUGCAAACUGUCCGGCAUUGUACAUAUUUGGAUCAACGACUUCACCUAGGACAUGCUGAAUCUCCUGCGAAGGCGCCCAUCGUCGGUGCCCCUCAUCCGGGCCGCGUUUAGCGCUCCGCUGCACACAACGGAAAACCGGCCGGGUUACAUAGUGCUGGUACCGGAGAUCGGCGAGGAGGGACCGCUAGGCGAGGGCGUGCUCAAGCCGGACGGACUUCCCGCCUUCAGUGACAUCACCAUCGAGAUGUGCUUGGGCGCCAUUGGUCAGCAGGCAUCGGCGGUGGAGAACUCGGUUAAGGCGCUGGAGAGCGACCUGCACAGUGGCAAGCAGCUAAAUGCCGCCAGCAUCUUUCGGAAGCUGGACACUGUGACAGGUCCACUGGAGACGACGUGGGGUGUGGCCAAGGCUCUGUACCUGGGCAAUUCUACCCUGAUACCCACCAAAUCCUACAUGAACAUCCACGAACGAGCGCGUAACGCUCGGGCAGCGAAGUUCUGCAAUCAGACGGUGUAUAAGGCACUCAAGGAUGCUUCAUCCGACUCGGGUCCAGAUGAGCAAAGGAUGCGACAGAAGUUCCUGCUCGAGGGCAAGCUGAACGGGCUCACGCUGGACAAAGAUAAGCAGGAUGGACUGAAGGAGCUGCUUACCCAUUUGGGUCGAGAGAGAGCCAACUUCAAGAAUAAGGUCAACAUGGCAGUGCACUCGUUUGGACAGAUUAUUACGGACUUCAAUCUUGUAAGGGAUUUCCCGCCUUCGCUUCUUGAGGCAACAGCCCGCGAUCCCGGACAGCCUAUGACGGGUCCUUGGAAGAUAACCCUGCAGCCUCAAGUGGUCGAUGGUUUUCUAAAGCACUGUCCAGAGCGACUGCAGCGUUGGAACGUCUGGAGGGCCAGUGUACUGAAGGCAUCCUCGCAGCAGGAAAAAUCCCUGGAGAACAGCACACACCUCGAAAAAAUACGCGGAUUGCGCAAGCGACAGGCAAAUCUGUUGGGCUAUGAAAGCUUUGCAGACAUGUCCAUGCAGACCAAAAUGGUGGGCAGUGUGGAUAACCUUAAGCAGAUCUUUGCCAAGCUUCUCAAGUUCGCCGGCCCUGCUCAAAGUGUGGAGCUGGAGAAACUACAGAGCUUCGCUCAGGACAGUGGCUGUGAAUACAAGCUGGAAGCCUACGAUGUUGCCUACUGGCGGCGCAAGCAACUGGCGGCGUUGCACGGUCUCCAAGAGCAGAAGCUCCGCGAGUUUUUCCCACUGCCCCGCGUUCUAUCCGGAAUGUUUGCGCUGAGCGAAAAGCUCUUCGGCAUUCAAAUAGUUGAGCAGCCCAAUGCGGAGGUGUGGCAUCCGGCAGUCAAGUUCUACGAUGUGUUCGAUGCUGAUUCCAGCAAUAGCUCCACUCCGGUGGGUGGCUUCUAUGUGGACUGCUACUCCAAGGAGCACAAGUUCGGCAGAAACAAUGGUUGGAUGGUGGGCAUACGGAACAGCAAUAAAUCUGCCGGUCUGACGCCUCUCUGUGCGCUGAUAUUCAACUUCUCGGAGCCACAAAGUCCGGAUGCCAAGCCGCCGCUCCUUGGAUACGAUGAUCUGCAGAUGCUGUUCAAGACCUUUGGAAGCGGACUCCAGCAUCUGCUCACCCAAGCGGGCUACAGCGAUUUGGCGGGACUCUCGAACAUCGAGUGGGAUGCCUCGCAGGUGUCCGGUCAUGUGAUGAGCAACUUCCUCGACGAUCCCACAGUGAUUCGAAGCCUAUCCGGACACUUUAGCAGCGGUGAGCCAUUGGAGGCUGAACUCUCCCAAAAGAUGAGACUGCUGAAGACUCAGUUGGCUGGCUAUAAUCUGUGCCAGGACCUCUACCUGGCGGAUCUCGACGUGGAGCUGCACCGCUCGAACGCCUUCUGGCUGGAGGUGGUUCGCAAGCUGUGGCCGGUUUAUCAAUGCAUGCCGCUGGACAAGAAGGACGCUCAUCCGUGCUCCCUGACCGACAUUUUUGCCGGAGAUUGGGCGGCCGCCCAGUUCAGUCACUUGUAUUCCCGCCUCAUAGCCGCCGACAUUUCGAGCAGCUUUGCUGAGCAGAGAAGCGAAGAUAACUACGCAGUCGUUGGCCGACGCUACAAGCAGACCUUCCUCAGCUCCGGCGGAUCUGUGCCCACGGCGGAAGUGUUCCGUCGCUUCCAGGGUCGCGACCCGUCGGGCGAGGCACUCCUGAAGUCGUUGGACAUAUUCGAACCUUCCCAGACCACAGAUAACAACUGAGGGUCGUGCUCUGUUCCGCUAAAUCGUUAUCUAUUGUGUGUAGUCAACUAAUGCUGAUCGAUGGCAGCCUUUGGAGGCCGGACCUAUUCGAGUGGGGAAAAGUAAGCAUUGGAGUAUUUGAAAAUAUUUUAAAAUAGGUUUGAAAUGUAUUUUGUUAAAUAUUUGUUUAUUGGUCAAGAUCCACUUGUACUUAUUUAAAAGAAAGUAUAGCCGUAAUUGAAUGACCCCCAGCCAGGAAAUUGAAAACCAAAAUCGAUUGAUAAAGGCUUUAUCAAUUUUGGAAGUGUAACUAUUAAAACAAGAAUUCUGUACUUUA